UUCAUUCUGCCGUUCAUCCUUGGUUGACAAGAAACUAUUUUCUCUGAUGUAUUGUCACCAUAUUGCCACAAGAGGGGGCAGUAAAUUAAAGUGAUAAAAUGUAGAGAACAUCAAGAAUUAUAGAGAUCGUUCAGCCAAAAAUAAAAAUUGUCAUUAUUUACCAUCAUGUUGUUCCAAACAGACUGGAACUUUUACUGUAAAGAAAAAAAAAUGUAUGCAGUGAAAGUGAAUGGUGACUGAGGAUGUCAGUUCCUAACAUUCUGCCUUAUAUCUCCUGCUGCGUUCCACAGGAGAGAGAAAGUAGUACGGGUUUGUAAGUAAUCCAGCAGUGGUACGGUUAACUCUGCAAAUUACAUCACUGCUUUCCUUUGCAUUCUGAUCAUCCACCCCUCCUCCUUAACUCCUUCGCCCUUCCCCUUCUCAUUGUCUAUGAAAGGAGGGUCUUUCUCUCCCCUGUCCAUUCAGCCGCUGGGCACUGGGACUGUGGUCCAGACCUCACCCUCAAGCCUGUCAUUAUAAUCACUUAGCAGUCACAAAGACCUCCAGCCCUUCACAGGCUCUGUGCACAGUUCCAGUGAGACUUAAUAUUUCACACCACUCUGAGAUGGAGCUUCUAGGUGGCCGAGUGCCCUUCACCCAGUUUCAGGAGGAGAAGUACCAGAUGCUGGAACUGAACCAGCGACUCGAAUCGUACUUAGGCCAUGUGAAGCUUCUGGAGGAGGAAAACAAGCUACUGCGAGAGGAGAUCCACACUCUCAAGAGCAGCAAGGAACCACCGGGUCAGCGCAAAGCUCAAGAGGAGGCUCUCAGCCAGGCCAGGAGGAUGUUGGAGGAGGCCUGGAGGAAGAAAGAUCGUGUGGUAAUGGAAGUGGAAAACUUGAUGGAGGAUAUAGAGGUGGUGAGUAUUCAAAGACAGAAGGCAAAGAAUGCAAAGGCUGAAGCGCAGAGAAAACUCAUGGAGAGCAGGAAGGAGCUGGAAGAAGAACGUAGAGCUCAGAUAUGGCUGAGAGAAAAGUCUGGCCAACUUGAGAAAGACCUCUUGCUACAGAUGCAAGUCCACCAGGAAAACAUGGAAACCUUGCAUGAUUCUCUGAAACAGACAAAGCAAGUCUUGAUGACUCCACAACCCACGCAAACUACCAGCAUCCCAGACCUGGGACAAGAGUACAGCUACAGAGCAGCUCAAGCCUGGCAGGAGGCAACCAACAACUAUCAGAGACUGGUUGGACGCCUGGAAGAAAGUCUAAAUCAAGCCAAAGCUAACAUGGCAAAGAUUCAUCAGGAGAAGAGAGAAAACCAGCAUCAAGUUCAGCAUUUGGCAAAGGAGCUUGAGAGCACUAAGACUAAGAGAGAGAUGUUGGAGAAAAAUGUAGUGCAGCAGAGAGAAGAACAUACACAGGAGCUUCAGUAUCUUCAGGCCCAAGUAGAUGCUCUGGAGCUGGAGAAAGACAGCCUGGGGCAGCAGAUAGACAGCCUGAUGGUGGACAGACAAAAUCUGCUGCAGGUCAAGAUGUCUCUUGGAAUGGAGGUGGCCACAUACAGAGCUUUGCUGGACAGCGAGGGCCAGAGAAUUGACAGACCAACAACAAAAAAGACCAGUUCUGCUUUCUUUUUAGAUGUGCUCUCAAAGCCCACUGGGACCCAGCCAGCCUCACAGACUACUGCUGCUUCCUGCCAUGUCAGCAAUACUGUGUCUACAAGGCACAGAUCAAUCACCUCCUCUCACACUCUGCUGACCAGAGCGACUCCAUCAUGGACCCCGACACGAGGGACUCCACAGAGAACACCGACCAGUACCUCAGUGACAGAAAAGACAAAGGUUCAUAUCUCAGAGCAGACUGAGAAAGCUGCUGAGGAGUCUGUGGAUCAUAUACAGCAAGAGAAAGUCCAUGAAGACAUGGUCCUCAAAACAACACUCCCCGCUGCAGAACCAGAACCACAGCUCAAACCAGAAAAUUCUGAGAUUAAGGAGAAUGAACCAAUACAGUUCAUGAAAGCUCAGAUGGUUGAAUGUAAAACUGAUGCAUCUGCAUUGAUAAGUGCGUCAGCUGACCAACCAAGUAACUUGUCCCAAACUUCAGAGACAGAAAUCUGGGCUGGUCCAUUCACAGAUCCUGCAGGGGAUUCAGAAGAAGGGAAGCAUGAGGACACUGAAGUGUCUUUUGUAAUGGCCCAGAUCUCACGUGCACCUAAGGUUGCUUGUGAAGAAAAUAAAACCAUAGCAGACGAUGAAAAAGAUGAUGCCUGUAAAAUGGAUGUAAGAUCAGAGAACAUCAGUGAAAGCCACACAUUUGCAUAUGGAGAUGCAGAGAACAAUGAUGAUGAUGCAUUAAAAUCUAGCCAUAUCAGUGCAAACAACAGUAUAAUGGGUUCAUCGUUCCUCAAGCAAGGAACUUUAGAUAUGGCUGGUGAUUUUGGCUAUCAUGAAGAUUUAAUGACGGUAGAUAAACAGGACAAUGUGAGCAAUAUUAGUGAAGAGGGAAAAGAGCAAAUGAACAGUGGAACUGAUGCAGCGAUUGAUUCAAUGAAGGAGAUGGAUAGACAGAAAGAAAUUGAACCAGAGAAUGAAAUGAAAGUGGUGAUCCCUGACUCUGAGGAGGAAGAAGAGGAUGAAAUGAACAUUGAUGCUGACACAAAGUUUACAAAAGAAGAUACAAAUGUGACUGAAAUAGAAGAAGAAGAGAUAGAAGUGAUUAAAAGUGACUUUUCUGCGCCGGAUGAAGUUGUAGAUUCUUCCAUGAACAGUGAUCAUCAGGAGAGUUUAGAAAAGACUGUACUGCCAACUGAACCCCAUUCAGAUCAGACAGUAAAUGAAGAAGAUCCUUCGAAACCAGAAGAUUCUGAGAUUAAGGAGAAUGAACCAAUACAGUUCAAAAAAGCUCAGAUGGUUGAAUGUAAAACUGAUGCACCUGCAUUGAUAAGUGCGUCAGCUGACCAACCAAGUAACUUGUCCCAAACUUCAGAGACAGAAAUCUGGGCUGGUCCAUUCACAGAUCCUGCAGGGGAUUCAGAAGAAGGGAAGCAUGAGGACACUGAAGUGUCUUUUGAAAUGGCCCAGAUCUCACGUGCACCUAAGGUUGCUUGUGAAGAAAAUAAAACCAUAGCAAAGGACGAAAAUGAUGACACCUUUGAGAUAGAUGUAAGAUCAGAGAACAUCAGUGAAAGCCACACAUUUGCAUAUGGAGAUGCAGAGAACAAUGAUGAUGAUGCAUUAAAAUCUAGCCAUAUCAGUGCAAACACCAGUAUAAUGGGUUCAUCGUUCCUCGAACAAGGAACUUUAGAUAUGGCUGGUGAUUUUGGCUAUCAUGAAGAUUUAAUGACGGUAGAUAAACAGGACAAUGUGAGCAAUAUUAGUGAAGAGGGAAAAGAGAAAAUGAACAGUGGAACUGAUGCAGCAAUUGAUUCAAUGAAGGAGAUGGAUAGACAGGAAGAAAUUGAACCAGAGAAUGAGAUGAAAGUGGUGAGCCCUGACUCUGAGGAGGAAGAAGAGGAUGAAAUGAACAUUGAUGCUGACACAAAGGUUACAAAAGAAGAUACAAAUGUGACUGAAAUAGAAGAAGAAGAGAUAGAAGUGAUUAAAAGUGACUUUUCUGUGCUGGAUGAAGGUGUAGAUUCUUCCAUGAACAGUGAUCAUCAGGAGAGUUUAGAAAAGACUGUACUGCCAACUGAACCCCAUUCAGAUCAGACAGUAAAUGAAGAAGAUCCUUCGAAACCAGAAGAUUCUGAGAUUAAGGAGAAUGAACCGAUACAGUCCAAAAAAGCUCAGAUGGUUGAAUGUAAAACUGAUGAAUCUGCAUUGAUAAGUGCGUCAGCUGACAAACCAAGUAACUUGUCCCAAACUUCAGAGACAGAAAUCUGGGCUGGUCCAUUCACAGAUCCUGCAGGGGAUUCAGAAGAAGGGAAGCAUGAGGACACUGAAGUGUCUUUUGUAAUGGCCCAGUUCUCACAUUCACCUAAGGUUGCUUGUGAAGAAAAUAAAACCAUAGCAAAGGACGAAAAUGAUGACACCUUUGAGAUAGAUGUAAGAUCAGAGAACAUCAGUGAAAGCCACACAUUUGCAUAUGGAGAUGCAGAGAACAAUGAUGAUGAUGCAUUAAAAUCUAGCCAUAUCAGUGCAAACACCAGUAUAAUGGGUUCAUCGUUCCUCAAGCAAGGAACUUUAGAUAUGGCUGGUGAUUUUGGCUAUCAUGAAGAUUUAAUGAAGGUAGAUACACAUGACAAUGUGAGCAAUAUUAGUGAAGAGGGAAGAGAGCAAAUGAACAGUGGAACUGAUGCAGCGAUUGAUUCAAUGAAGGAGAUGGAUAGACAGGAAGAAAUUGAACCAGAGAAUGAGAUGAAAGUGGUGAGCCCUGACUCUGAGGAGGAAGAAGAGGAUGAAAUGAACAUUUAUGCUGACACAAAGUUUACAAAAGAAGAUGAAUAUUUGACUGAAAUAGAAGAGGAGAUAGAAGUGAUUAAAAGUGACUUUUCUGUGCUGGAUGAAGGUGUAGAUUCUCCCAAGAACAGUGAUCAUCAGGAGAGUUUAGAAAAGACUGUACUGCCAACUGAACCCCAUUCAGAUCAGACAGUAAAUGAAGAAGAUCCUUCGAAACCAGAAGAUACUGAGAUUAAGGAGGAUGAACCGAUACUAUUCACAAAAGCUCAGAUGGUUGAAUGUAAAACUGAUGCAUCUGCAUUCAUAAGUGCGUCAGCUGACCAACCAAGUAACUUGUCCCAAACUUCAGAGACAGAAAUCUGGGCUGGUCCAAUCACAGAUCCUGCAGGGGAUUCAGAAGAAAAGAAGGAUGAGGACACUGAAGUGUCUUUUGUAAUGGCCCAGAUCUCACGUGCACCUAAGGUUGCUUGUGAAGAAAAUAAAACCAUAGCAAAGGACGAAAAUAUUGACAACUCUGAGAUAGAUGUAAGAUCAGAGAACAUCAGUGAAAGUCACACAUUUGCAUAUGGAGAUGCAGAGAACAAUGAUGAUGAUGCAUUAAAAUCUAGCCAUAUCAGUGCAAACACCAGUAUAAUGGGUUCAUCGUUCCUCGAGAAAGGAACUUUAGAUAUGGCUGGUGAUUUUGGCUAUCAUGAAGAUUUAAUGACGGUAGAUAAACAGGACAAUGUGAGCAAUAUUAGUGAAGAGGGAAAAGAGAAAAUGAACAGUGGAACUGAUGCAGCGAUUGAUUCAAUGAAGGAGAUGGAUAGACAGGAAGAAAUUGAACCAGAGAAUGAAAUGAAAGUGGCGAGCCCUGACUCUGAGGAGGAAGAAGAGGAUGAAAUGAACAUUGAUGCUGACACAAAGGUUACAAAAGAAGACACAAAUGUGACUGAAAUAGAAGAAGAAGAGAUAGAAGUGAUUAAAAGUGACUUUUCUGUGCCGGAUGAAGGUGUAGAUUCUUCCAUGAACAGUGAUCAUCAGGAGAGUUUAGAAAAGACUGUACUGCCAACUGAACCCCAUUCAGAUCAGACAGUAAAUGAAGAAGAUCCUUCAAAACCAGAAGAUUCUGAGAUUAAGGAGAAUGAACCGAUACAGUCCAAAAAAGCUCAGAUGGUUGAAUGUAAAACUGAUGAAUCUGCAUUGAUAAGUGCGUCAGCUGACAAACCAAGUAACUUGUCCCAAACUUCAGAGACAGAAAUCUGGGCUGGUCCAUUCACAGAUCCUGCAGGGGAUUCUGAAAAAGGCAAGGACGAGGACACUGAAGUUUCUUUUGAAAUGGCCCAGAUCUCACGUGCACCUAAGGUUGCUUGUGAAGAUAAUAAAACCAUUGCAGAGGGCGAAAAUAAUGACGCCUUUGAGAUGGAUGUAAGAUCAGAGAACAUCAGUGAAAGCCACACAUUUGCAUAUGGAGAUGCAGAGAACAAUGAUGAUGAUGCAUUAAAAUCUAGCCAUAUCAGUGCAAACACCAGUAUAAUGGGUUCAUCGUUCCUCGAACAAGGAACUUUAGAUAUGGCUGGUGAUUUUGGCUAUCAUGAAGAUUUAAUGAAGGUAGAUACACAGGACAAUGUGAGCAAUAUUAGUGAAGAGGGAAAAGAGCAAAUGAACAGUGGAACUGAUGCAGCGAUCGAUUCAGUGAAGGAGAUGGAUAGACAGGAAGAAAUUAAUGCUGACAAAAACAAGAAAAAAGAACAUGAAAAUGUGACUGAAAUAGAAGAAGAAGAGAUAGAACUGAUUAAAAGUGACUUUUCUGUGCUGGAUGAAGGUGUAGAUUCUUCCAUGAACAGUGAUCAUCAGGAGAGUUUAGAAAAGACUGUACUGCCAACUGAACCCCAUUCAGAUCAGACAGUAAAUGAAGAAGAUCCUUCGAAACCAGAAGAUACUGAGAUUAAGGAGGAUGAACCGAUACAGUCCAAAAAAGCUCAGAUGGUUGAAUGUAAAACUGAUGCAUCUGCAUUGAUAAGUGCGUCAGCUGACCAACCAAGUGACUUGUCCCAAACUUCAGAGACAGAAAUCUGGGCUGGUCCAAUCACAGAUCCUGCAGGGGAUUUUGAAAAAGGCAAGGACGAGGACACUGAAGUUUCUUUUGAAAUGGCCCAGAUCUCAUGUGCACCUAAGGUUGCUUGUGAAGAUAAUAAAACCAUUGCAGAGGGCGAAAAUAAUGACGCCUCUGAGAUGGAUGUAAGAUCAGAGAACAUCAGUGAAAGCCACACAUUUGCAUAUGGAGAUGCAGAGAACAAUGAUGAUGAUGCAUUAAAAUCUAGCCAUAUCAGUGCAAACACCAGUAUAAUGGGUUCAUCGUUCCUCGAGCAAGGAACUUUAGAUAUGGCUGGUGAUUUUGGCUAUCAUGAAGAUUUAAUGACGGUAGAUAAACAGGACAAUGUGAGCAAUAUUAGUGAAGAGGGAAAAGAGCAAAUGAACAGUGGAACUGAUGCAGCGAUUGAUUCAAUGAAGGAGAUGGAUAGACAGGAAGAAAUUGAACCAGAGAAUGAAAUGAAAGUGGUGAGCCCUGACUCUGAGGAGGAAGAAGAGGAUGAAAUGAACAUUGAUGCUGACACAAAGGUUACAAAAGAAGAUACAAAUGUGACUGAAAUAGAAGAAGAAGAGAUAGAAGUGAUUAAAAGUGACUUUUCUGUGCCGGAUGAAGGUGUAGAUUCUCCCAAGAACAGUGAUCAUCAGGAGAGUUUAGAAAAGACUGUACUGCCAACUGAACCCCAUUCAGAUCAGACAGUAAAUGAAGAAGAUCCUUCGAAACCAGAAGAUACUGAGAUUAAGGAGAAUGAACCGAUACUAUUCAAAAAAGCUCAGAUGGUUGAAUGUAAAACUGAUGAAUCUGCAUUGAUAAGUGCGUCAGCUGACCAACCAAGUAACUUGUCCCAAACUUCAGAGACAGAAAUCUGGGCUGGUCCAUUCACAGAUCCUGCAGGGGAUUCAGAAGAAGGGAAGCAUGAGGACACUGAAGUGUCUUUUGAAAUGGCCCAGAUCUCAUGUGCACAUAAAGUUGCCUGUGAAGAAAAUAAAACAUUAGCAAAGGAUGAAAAAGAUGAUGCCUCUGAGAUGGAUGUAAGAUCAGAGAACAUCAGUGAAAGUCACAUAUUUGCAUAUGGAGAUGCAGAGAACAAUGAUGAUGAUGCAUUAAAAUCUAGCCAUAUCAGUGCAAACAACAGUAUAAUGGGUUCAUCGUUCCUCGAGCAAGGAACUUUAGAUAUGGCUGGUGAUUUUGGCUAUCAUGAAGAUUUAAUGACGGUAGAUAAACAGGACAAUGUGAGCAAUAUUAGUGAAGAGGGAAAAGAGCAAAUGAACAGUGGAACUGAGGCAGCGAUUGAUUCAGUGAAGGAGAUGGAUAGACAGGAAGAAAUUAAUGCUGACAAAAAUAAGAAAAAAGAACAUGAAAAUGUGACUGAAAUAGAAGAAGAAGAGACAGAAGUGAUUACGAUUAAAAGUGACUUUUCUGUGCUGGAUGAAGUUGUAGAUUCUUCCAUGAACAGUGAUCAUCAGGAGAGUUUAGAAAAGACUGUACUGCCAACUGAACCCCAUUCAGAUCAGACAGGAAAUGAAGAAGAUCCUUCGAAACCAGAAGAUACUGAGAUUAAGGAGGAUGAACCAAUACAGUUCAAAAAAGCUCAGAUGGUUGAAUGUAAAACUGAUGCACCUGCAUUGAUAAGUGCGUCAGCUGACAAACCAAGUAACUUAUCCCAAACUUCAGAGACAGAAUUCCGGGCUGGUCCAUUCACAGAUCCUGCAGGGGAUUCAGAAGAAGGGAAGCAUGAGGACACUGAAGUGUCUUUUGAAAUGGCCCAGUUCUCACAUUCACCUAAGGUUGCUUGUGAAGAAAAUAAAACAGUAGCAAAGGACGAAAAUGAUGACACCUUUGAGAUAGAUGUAAGAUCAGAGAACAUCAGUGAAAGUCACACAUUUGCAUAUGGAGAUGCAGAGAACAAUGAUGAUGAUGCAUUAAAAUCUAGCCAUAUCAGUGCAAACACCAGUAUAAUGGGUUCAUCGUUCCUCGAGCAAGGAACUUUAGAUAUGGCUGGUGAUUUUGGCUAUCAUGAAGAUUUAAUGACGGUAGAUAAACAGGACAAUGUGAGCAAUAUUAGUGAAGAGGGAAAAGAGCAAAUGAACAGUGGAACUGAUGCAGCGAUUGAUUCAGUGAAGGAGAUGGAUAGACAGGAAGAAAUUGAACCAGAGAAUGAAAUGAAAGUGGUGAGCCCUGACUCUGAGGAGGAAGAAGAGGAUGAAAUGAACAUUGAUGCUGACACAAAGGUUACAAAAGAAGAUACAAAUGUGACUGAAAUAGAAGAAGAAGAGAUAGAAGUGAUUAAGAUUAAAAGUGACUUUUCUGUGCUGUAUGAAGGUGUAGAUUCUUCCACGAACAGUGAUCAUCAGGAGAGUUUAGAAAAGACUGUACUGCCAACUGAACCCCAUUCAGAUCAGACAGGAAAUGAAGAAGAGUCUUUCCCUGAAGAAGCUGUGGGAGAAGAAGAGAACCAAGGUGAAGAUGAUGACUCCCCAAACAUAGCCUUUUGUAGAACCGAUCCUGGUGAAUGUGACAGCUACAGUCCGGAGAACACGCUAGCAGACACUCGGCCCUUGAUUCAUCAUAAGAGUGAUGAGGAAACAAAAGGGAAUGUGCAAGCCUCACACCUCAUUGGUGAGACUAGUGAUAGUGAGGGUGAGAAAGAAAGAAUGGAAGGAGCUAACUUGAAAGAGGGGGCAUCCAAACACUUCAAUACCAUGGAGGAUCUCACAGAAGAACCAGACAUGGAGGUCACUGGAGAGAUGGUGACAGAAGAUAAUGUUUCUAAAGAAGAAGUGCAAGACAGUGAUAUGACAUGCAUAAAGCCUCAAAGUGACUCUGAAGUCCACGAAAUAAUUGAGCUCAAGGGAAACCUGGAAGAACAUAGUGAUUUUAUUACAGAGAUGAGGAAAGCUGAAGAUCAUGAUGUCAAAGCUUAUGAGCAACCACAACUGACUGAAAACCAGCAUAUGCACACUGAACAGCCUGAGGAUGAAACAGUCCAUUCAUAUGAAAGUCAAGAACAUCCAAUCUCAUUCCCUGAAACAUCUCAUCAACUUAAAAACCUCUUUGAAACUCCAUCAACUCUGACCGUGUUCCAAGAUGCAGCUGCAACCAAAAAUUCAGAAGAUCUUAUGGAAGCUUCCAUGCACACCAACGUGGAUCUCAAGCUGAGUCGCUCUUUGGAGAGUAAAAUAAGUAGUCAACCUGACAGUAUGACAUCAGACAUUCCCAACUCAGACCAGGAAGAGGGCAAUAGCUCAGAAGAUGAGUCUCCAAAUGCCAGCCAGUGUUUCCAGAGCACAAGCCUUUUAACAGUGGCUACUCUUAAAAAGCUGCCAUUCACCUUCACUAAUGGAGUCUCCAAGGCUGACUCUGUGUCUGACGUCAAUUAUUUGCCUGAAGAAGCACUUAGUAAGGAGAAGAACACUGAAGAACCUAAAACCCCUCAGACUGAUGACUGGGAGAAUUCUGACAUCUGGAGCAAAAGCAUGAAUGCUCCAGAUGCGACUGAGAUCAUGCAUGCAUCAAGUAUGGAUGAAAAUACAGGCGUUUUCCCAGUUAAUGAGACUGAGAGUUUAGAAAUCUCAAACAAAACGGCAGAAAACAUCUUUGGAAAAUUUGAAGAACAAUUUGAAAGGACAUUGGAGAGCUUUUCAGAAAAAGUGCUGACUGUGAUGGACUGUGAGAGCACCAGUUCGGGAGAGAAUGAGGAAUUUCAGUCAAUGGAAAAGAAAAGUGAGAUUCAUAGCUUUUUCAGCACUAGUAUGAAGGAGGAUUUUUGGAGUCAGGGGAAAUUGGAGAUGGUAGCUACCUAUGACCCUGCCAAGACUGAAGACUUAGACCAGGCCAUGGUCUUUGGAGAGGAGUGGAGAGAUAUGGAAAGAAUGCCAACAGCAAAUCUAAGUCCUAAAGAAAAGAUGGCCAUUCUCGAAGGACAGGAGGAGAAGCACAAAGAUAAAAAGCCAGCACAAGGCAAGAUGGUCCUAUCUGAUGACUCUGUUGAUGAGGGAGAUUCCUGGUCCUCUGGUGAUGAGUAACAGCUUUGUCUGUCUGUCUGUCUGUCUCAUUUUAGAAAAAAAAAAUGUAGUUCUCAUUAGAUGGACAGAUUUAUUACUGAGACGAAAUGAAAAUUCAUGGUGGAAUACAGCAACAUCAAACACAAAGUACACAAAAAAACACCUUCAUACAUUCACAGAAAUUAAACCAGACAAGAUUGCUCAGCGCAGUGUGUGUAAUUGUAGAAUGUGAUCUCUGUAAUAGGAGUUAACAGCUGUCGUCUCGGGAUAGGAAGGCGUUGUACUCCGUGAAAGCCACGGGCUAGAAGGAUUCUUAAAGAUUUACUAUAAAGCUUUUCUUCAUGCUUGUUGUUUCUGUGCCAAUUAGACCUGCAGUCAGUGUUAAAAAUAUAAUACUUUUGUGUAUUUUCACUGAUCUAUGUUAUUAUGGAAAAACCACAACAUUUUGGAUUAAAACUUCAAAAUUAUACAAUUCUGAAAAGAUUAAUAAACAGUAAAAUAGCAAAUCAUU
Carassius auratus (goldfish) is the source of this 10961-nucleotide messenger RNA. RefSeq lists its product as uncharacterized. Gene Ontology annotation, biological process: positive regulation of intermediate filament depolymerization. Gene Ontology annotation, molecular function: CCR5 chemokine receptor binding; intermediate filament binding. Bases 605 to 10471 code for a protein of 3288 amino acids. NCBI's taxonomy places the organism in Eukaryota, Metazoa, Chordata, Actinopteri, Cypriniformes, Cyprinidae. The record is from RefSeq and is a predicted model, not a curated record. Gene Ontology annotation, cellular component: intermediate filament. The transcript is spliced from 4 exons.